Mizuhopecten yessoensis (Yesso scallop) is the source of this 2881-nucleotide messenger RNA. RefSeq lists its product as uncharacterized. Bases 1 to 780 code for a protein of 259 amino acids. The record is from RefSeq and is a predicted model, not a curated record. NCBI's taxonomy places the organism in Eukaryota, Metazoa, Mollusca, Bivalvia, Pectinida, Pectinidae. The transcript has 2 exons.
AUGCUUACGGCAGAAGCUAUUGACGAGAUAGAAUUCUGGUUGUUAAAGGUGCAAUCCAUGAACGAUAAAGGCUCUACAUUAUUGAAUGAGCACGCAGUGUGUGAUGUUGUGGUAUGCACGGACACAUCUGCAGUGGGAUACGGGGGAUAUGUACAAGAGGUGCAUGGUGAGUCCAAACACGAGGGUGAUUUAGAUCAGAUAAUCGAUAUUGGUUACGGUGGGUUUGUAUGCACACGUGAUGGUGUACCGUUAGAUGAACACGGUGUUGACAUUGGUGUACAUGUAGAUUCGGGUGACGCCACUGUAGUGGUAAUCUCUCCGAGAGAUGGUGUGGAGGCAUAUGAUGCUGUUUACGACACUCAGGGUGUUGUACGACCCGCAGGGGGUCAGGGCCACAGAGACCCCGGUGAGGGGCGAUCUUUGAGAGGUCAUGUCAUCACAGAUAACACCCCGAGUGUUUGUCGCCUAAUGAAAGGCGGGGCCAAGGCUGGCCCCAGUAUAGGGCGACCUUUGAGAGGUCAGUGUGGUAGCACUCAUAGUGCGGAUCGAUACUUAGGGGGUCAUAUUAUCCCUAAGACAGGACGGCCUUUGAAAGGUCAGGUGAGUAGUGACGUAGUUAAAAAUCCAGCAGAGGUUUUUUCACGCAGUCAGGAGGUGAGGCUCCCCACGGUGAGGGAUCUGUAUCACAUGGAUAAGUGUAUAGCGUUGGGUACGUGGAAUGAAAAUGAGAGCUCGUACAGCUCAACUUGGCGAGAAUUGGAGGCCACGAAAAAGGCAUAGGACUGAGGGGAUCCAUAGAUGAUGCGAUCAAGGCCUCGGGGGUCACGGAAGGCUCUCCACUAUACAAGACGGCAGACGGUAUGGCGGAGAGGCUAUUAUUGAGCUAGAGUGCAAGCACCAACAUCAAAUAUUACGGAGCAUUCAAAAGGUGGGAGCAUUUUAGUACUGAACACGGAUUUACAGCUCUCCCUGCGAGUCCUACCCAUGUGGCAUUGUAUUUAAACUUUUUGUUGGGAAACGGUUCUACUUUCGCGACGGUGUCGGCAGCAGUGUAUGCCAUUGAAUGGGUACACAGAGUGAACGGACGCGAGGAUCCUACAUGUAACUCAUUUGUGCAGAACUUAGUCGAGACGUCUAAACGUGUUGCUAAAAAGCCUACACGCAAGAAGGAACCGGUGACAUCGGACAUUCUUAUUGAUUUAUGUUAAAUGUUUUCAUGUUCAGAUGACUUGAUGGUGGUUAGGGACCUUUCAACGAUAUUAAUAUCUUUUUCGGGGCUUUUACGUUUUAACGAGCUUAGUGCUUUGCGUUGUUCGGAUGUUAAGUUUUCCGGAGACCAUUUUACGCUAAUUAUUAGAAAAAGUAAGACAGACCAGUAUCAUUUCGGUAGUGACGUGGUUAUUAGCAAGGGUAUCACGGUCGCGUGUCCAUACACAAUGUUGACGAAAUACUUUAAUUUGGCGGAGAUAGAUUUGGAAUCCCACCAAUUCUUGUUGCGGAUUCUCUUGAGAAUUGUUUGUUAGUAACACAAAAAUUAGGUUUGUAAAGAAAAAAUUAUUACAAUCGUUCUCCUUGUCCUUUCUUUGUUAUUUCUCUAAGCACGACAGGCUAGUCCGGCAAAUGAGUAUUUGCAUGUUGUGUUAUUUAUUUCGGAUUGGAGGUGAAGAGAAGACUUAAAUAUUCUCGCCGUUCGACAGUAUAAAGAGAAUUAUUUGUCUUCUCUGGCACGGAGAUAUCGUGCAGGCAGUUUGCCACGUGGGAACACGGGUGUGUAGCGUGUAUACGCUGUAGUGGUCAUUCUCUAGCUGUCUAUCGUAUAGUGCGGUCACGGCUAAAAAUUCAAUUUCGGCCUAUAUAAUAUUUGCCGUUUUUAUAGCAUGUGUUACAGAGUACGGAACGCGGAGCGUUAAGCUUUAAAAAGGGCAGGGAGGCUAUGCGCGGAUAAUAGUAUUUUUUGUUUUUGUUUGUGGUAACAUGUGUACGUUUAUAGGGAGUGUGCGGGGUUUUUGUAAGGACCGGGAGAGCAUCCGGUGAGGUAGCCAUAUUCUUGCUUUUUUGACAGCGGUCUCUCUGUUGCCCUUGAGAAUGUAUUGCACUGGCUGUGGGAUGCAGGUUUCCGGGGAUAUCUCCGGUUAUUCCUGAGCGCGCGGUACAUUCGAGGAUAGGGGUUUAGUAUGAGGCGUUUGUGUACACCAAUGAGUGCGCGGAGUGCGCGGGUUAGGGGCGUUUGUAUCACGCCCGCGAGUGUGGGGUGAGGAGCCUUUGCACAGGCUCAUUCAUAUACAAAUGAAACAAGCAGAAUUCAAUUAAACGCCGACUGCUCUAAGCACGACAGGCUAGUCCGGAAUAGAUUAUUGGCAACCAGAAAACACCGUCUGCUGCUCACAAAUCGUCCAAUGUAUCGAUUCUACCAUCGUCAUCUUUAACAUCGAAUGGUGUUCCUCUUCCACCUAUAUUACAUUACGUACUGUAGCAGGUCUUGUCAUCGUCGUACUGGUCAUAGCAGUCAUAUGUUUGAUUAAAAGUCGAAAGCGACAAAACAAACACCAAAAGCAGACUGAAUCACGUCGUUUUGCAGACGUAAUCAUUGAUGCAUUGUAUCCUCCUCAUUAUGUUGAUAUUGAUGCUCAUCACAAUACAGUUUAUCCAGAAUUGUUGAAAACAACGAUUUACGCCCAUGGUGUCGUACUGAUCUCAGUAUGUACAAGACGAUUAAACGAAGAGUAUGUAUGACCCCAUCAAAGACAAUUGUAAGCUACCUUGUUUAUAUGAUACUAAAGAGGAGCUUGAUGAGAGCGAGAGGAGUGUAUCAACGAACGAUGUGCAUGAUAAUUUGUGCGAUUUGUGUUCUUAGAAGAAUUCGUUCCUGUAAGCGUCAACU